Messenger RNA from Caenorhabditis angaria, 1257 nucleotides. The record is from the annotation of a GenBank genome assembly. Lineage: Eukaryota; Metazoa; Nematoda; Chromadorea; Rhabditida; Rhabditidae.
AUGGGUUUCUUCUCAAUUUUCGCCGCAAUUUUAGUGGCAAUAAAUUGUGGUUUUGGGAUGUUCUGGAAUUGUUCGAUAUUUUCCGGAUUUCUCGUCGAUCCUGGACAACGAACCUCGUUCAAUUUGAUUUGUGUUUUUCGCGCCAUUUCGAAUAUUCAAAUUUUGGUUACGGUAUUUGCGAUCGAUUUUGUGACACAGGCCUUUUUGUGAGUUUUUUUAAAGGAAAAAUUGAGAAUUUUGAAGUACAGUAACCCUGAAUUUUAUCUUCAGAAACACCCAAAUUUUCACCCAAAUCUUCUCGAGUUGCAUCAUCGGAAUGGCCAAUUCCCUCCACAAAUCUCUCCAAUUUCUCACUUUUUAUUUAUCUUUCAAUCGUUUCAUCGCCAUUUUCGCCCCAAAAUUCUACACCAAAAUCUACGGAUUCACAUUGACUUUGUUGGUUUUGAUUUUCGUGUUUUCUUAUCGAUUUUAUGUGAUUUAUGAGGAUUUGACAGACAAUAUACGUGGGUUUUGAGGGAAUUCGAGGACCCUAUAAAAUUCUGAUCGUUUUGAUACCCCACAACUCAAGGUUCAAUAAAAAUUAGGAUGUCUCUAGGUUUUUUAAAGGUACAUACAGUACUCUGAUCGAAAUUUUCAAAAUUUUCACGAGGUUCGAAGCAUUUAGAUAUCUCACAAACAUAUUUUUGGAAGAUUUGAAGAUUUCGACACCGAGUGUAAGGCAUACUAUCUUUAAAGGAACAUACAGUAUUCUUUACAUGAAUCUCCGAAUUAUUUUUUAAAGGUACAUACAGUAAUCUAAUUAUCCAAUUUUUAGCUGAAAACUGCACAGCAUAUCUGGAUUUCAACACACUUUCCUACACCAAAACUUCAAAUUGUUUCGAUUCGAAAAAUCUUGCUGCAACUUUCGCAUCCCUAUUUUUCAAUCUCCUAACUCUCGCCAAAACCCUCAAAUUCUACAUGUUCUACAAAAAAUCCGACCAACAAAUCCUUCGAACUUCUCUAUUAUUUUUCCAAGUUUUGCUACAAAAUGCUCUCGAUUUUCUAUUUCUAUUUUCAUCGAGUUCUUUUCUUGGUGACACAUUUGUUGGCAGUGUUUUUUGUUGGCAAUUUUGCCACGUUUUUGAUGGUUUUUUGAUGUGGAAAUUUGGCGGGAAAGUGAGGAUAAUGAGAAGAAAUGAAGAGAUUUCGAAAAGAAGAAUGACUGUUGAUAUUUCACAUAUUGGAAGAAGAAGUUCGAUGAUGCCUGAUGUUAAUUAA